Molecule: messenger RNA, 3771 nt
Organism: Hyaena hyaena (striped hyena)
Lineage: Eukaryota; Metazoa; Chordata; Mammalia; Carnivora; Hyaenidae
Gene: USP49
Product: ubiquitin specific peptidase 49
Exons: 8
Coding region: 1495-3543 (682 amino acids)
Biological process (GO): protein deubiquitination
Cellular component (GO): cytoplasm
Molecular function (GO): zinc ion binding; cysteine-type deubiquitinase activity
Source: RefSeq, a predicted model, not a curated record
GUUAAGUGUUUUGAAAUUGUGAGUUCUUUUGUCCGUAAAAGUAGGAAAUUCCAGACACCUUUUUUCCCCUUCAAGGUAUCUUGAAUCUGCUUCUACCCUUCAUUGCUUUUAAUUCGACUUUGAUGUCCACUUUGAAAAGAUGAGACCCAUUUUGAUUUGAUUGUGUUCUUCUGUGAAGCGUCAGCUCAGUGCUGAAAACCUCUGCAUUUUGCUGGUGUUGUGAUAAUGGGAAUACGGGUUGUAUUUAUGUACAGUGUGGCUGUGCCUGUGUAGUGUGAUAGUGUUGUGUUGUACAAGGGUUGUACCUGACAGCACUGGGCAGAGUGCUUUAUCGACAGCAUUUCCAUUUUCAAUAGAGAGCCCACUGUUGUGGAGAUCGAGGAAGAUGAACAUCUUUUUGUUUUGAUUAAUCAACUAGAUUUCUGCCUAAUUGUUUUUUGGUGGCUGGAGAAUAUUGAGAAAUCAUUUCAGAAGAAGACAAAUAACCAACCAGGGAAGUUUGCUGGGGAGGAGAUUUAAAAUCCAGACGGUGAGGGCGUUGAGUUCCUAAGCUGCCUUUAGCUUUACGUGGGACAUUUCACACUACAGUAGGUAACUCACUCAUUUAACUAAACGGAGUAAAAAAAGGGAAGUUUGUAGAAUAGUGGAGGAUUUUAGAGUGGGACUUCUUUUCUAGGUUAAAUAAUGAUUUCAUGGGUAGUUUUUAUCAUGAAAAAGCCUCUCUGUGGUAAUGCAAGCUGGAGCCCUGGACAGCUCCACUUCCUCUCCUGUUUUGUAGUUGUGAAUAAAGAAAGCCGUGUUAAUACUAAUUUCCUAAAAGCUUUUGAUUUUUAAGACACCUCUGGAAAUUAAAAGGUAGUCGAGAAGUUUGGGACAAAAUUUAGAUUAUUCAUACUGAGUGUUUUGUUUUGAUUAUUUUUAUUCUGAAGCUUUUAGCUGAGACUAUAAACGAUUAUUACUUCUUAUUUGAUGGUGCUAUAAUUUAGGAUAGCUAUAAUUAACUUAAGGAAAAAGUGCAAAUUGAUCUUGAGGAUCUUAUUUGAGGUUAUUUCAUUAGUGUGCAUUCAGAUACACGAAGAUAACUUUUUUUUUCAAAGUUGUGUAAAUUUCGAAUUGCCACUGUUUUGUGGAUGUCUGUGUAAGCGAUGAAUGGUUAGACCGGUGGCAUUUGUAACAGUAAAAUUGUGUUUUGAUUAGUGGAUAGCAGAAACACUGGUUAUUAAUAUAUGUCAAUAACUUAGAACCUAAAAUCUAUCUGGAUUCAGCUGCUGUGUUCAUGGAAUCUGGAUUCUCGUGAGCAGAUGUUCAAGAUUCUUUGGAUGGGAAGAGACCUUGAAAGGACCUCUAGUUUAUCCUGCAACUUCAGUCAAUAUCCCACUUAAAUCAUCCCAGGUAAUAGAGAAGAGGAAACCUAAUCAAUGGCUGUGGAAUAAUAUGGAAGAAGAUGGAAAAAACUUGUUUAGUGGGUUGAAAGACUGGAGCCUUCCAUAAGACAUGGAUAGAUGCAAACAUGUCGGGCGGUUGCGGCUGGCCCAGGACCACUCCAUCCUGAACCCGCAGAAGUGGUGCUGCAGGGAGUGCGCCACCACGGAGUCCGCGUGGGCUUGUCUCAAGUGCUCGCACGUGGCCUGCGGCCGCUACAUCGAGGAUCACGCCCUGAAACACUUUGAGGACACUGGGCACCCGCUAGCCAUGGAGGUCCGAGAUCUGUACGUGUUCUGUUACCUGUGCAAGGACUACGUGCUCAACGAUAACCCCGAGGGGGACCUGAAGCUGCUCAGAAGCUCCCUCCUGGCGGUCCGCGGCCAGAAGCAGGACCCGCCGCUGAGGCGCGGCCGGACGCUGCGGUCCAUGGCCUCGAGCGAGGACGCCGUCCCGCCGCAGCGCGCUCCUCAGGGACAGCCGCAGAUGCUCACGGCUCUGUGGUACCGGCGCCAGCGCCUGCUGGCCAGGACGCUGCGGCUCUGGUUCGAGAAGAGCUCCCGCGGCCAGGCGAAGCUGGAGCAGCGGCGGCAGGAGGAGGCGCUGGAGCGCAAGAAGGAGGAGGCGCGGCAGCGGCGACGCGAGGUGAAGCGGCGGCUGCUGGAGGAGCUGGCCAGCGCCCCUCCGCGCAAGAGCGCGCGCCUGCUGCUGCACGCGCCGCGCGCCGCCGCCCCGCGGCCCGCCGCGCCGCGCGCUCCCGCCGCCGGCCGCCCCGCGCCGCGCCGCGCGCCUGCCAUCGCGCCGGGCGUCACGGGCCUGCGCAACCUGGGCAACACCUGCUACAUGAACUCCAUCCUGCAGGUGCUCAGCCACCUCCAGAAGUUCCGCGAGUGUUUCCUGAACCUCGACCCUUCCCAGACCCGACAGCUGUUUCCCAAGGCCCCCAACGGGAAGGCUCCGCUCUCGGGCAGGCCGGCCAGCAGCUCGGCUACGGAGCUGUCGGCCAGGAGCGACCGGGCCGAGUCGUGCGGGCGGGAGGGCCUCUGCUUCAACGGUGGGGCCUCCAUCAGCAGGAGCCUAGAACUCAUCCAGAACAAGGAGCCGAGCUCGAAGCACAUUUCCCUCUGUCACGAACUGCACACCCUUUUCCGUGUCAUGUGGUCCGGGAAGUGGGCCCUGGUGUCGCCCUUUGCCAUGCUUCACUCCGUGUGGAGCCUGAUCCCCGCCUUCCGGGGCUACGACCAGCAGGACGCGCAGGAAUUCCUCUGCGAGCUGUUGCACAAAGUGCAGCAAGAGCUCGAGUCCGAGGGCACCACGCGCCGGAUCCUCAUCCCCUUCUCCCAGAGGAAGCUCACCAAACAGGUCUUAAAGGUCGUGAACACCAUAUUCCACGGGCAGCUACUCAGUCAGGUCACAUGUAUAUCAUGCAAUUACAAAUCCAAUACCAUUGAGCCCUUUUGGGAUCUGUCCCUGGAAUUCCCUGAGCGGUAUCACUGCAUAGAAAAGGGGUUUGUCCCUUUGGAUCAGACAGAGUGCCUGCUCACUGAGAUGCUGGCCAAGUUCACAGAGACAGAGGCCCUGGAAGGGAGAAUCUACGCUUGUGACCAAUGUAACAGCAAACGACGAAAAUCCAAUCCAAAACCCCUUGUUCUGAGUGAAGCUAGAAAGCAGUUAAUGAUCUACAGACUACCUCAGGUCCUCCGGCUGCACCUUAAAAGAUUCAGGUGGUCUGGCCGUAAUCAUCGAGAGAAGAUUGGGGUCCAUGUCGUCUUUGACCAGGUAUUAAACAUGGAACCUUACUGCUGCAGGGACAUGCUCUCCUCUCUUGACAAAGAGACCUUUGCCUAUGAUCUCUCCGCAGUGGUCAUGCACCACGGGAAAGGGUUUGGCUCAGGACACUACACAGCCUAUUGCUACAACACAGAGGGAGGUUUUUGGGUCCACUGCAAUGACUCAAAGCUGAAUGUAUGCAGUGUCGAGGAAGUGUGCAAAACUCAAGCCUACAUCCUUUUUUACACACAAAGAACAGUUCAGGGCAAUGCAAGAAUUUCAGAAGCUCAACUCCAAGCUCAGGUGCAGUCCAGCAACAACGAUGAGGGCAGACCACGGACCUUCCCCUGAACGGGAGGCAUGUGUCAAGGACUGGCUUACUUUUGAACUGUUGGUGUUCAUCCAUCUUUCCUCUUAUAGGAAAUAAGGUCUAAUGCAGGAACAGAUUGCUAGGUUUGCCUCACUGGAACUACGGCAGAAGGUGCCAGGUGACUCCUGUCCUAUCAUACGAUCUGUAGUCACUUUCUUUUGAAUGGAUUUGGGAAUUCCCUCUUUGAUAAAACACAUCAAAAGGAGUAA